Centrocercus urophasianus (Greater sage-grouse) is the source of this 2390-nucleotide messenger RNA. Its product is annotated as endogenous retrovirus group K member 19 Env polyprotein-like. The record is from RefSeq and is a predicted model, not a curated record. Bases 197 to 643 code for a protein of 148 amino acids. Lineage: Eukaryota; Metazoa; Chordata; Aves; Galliformes; Phasianidae. The transcript is spliced from 3 exons.
UGCGCCACCAGAGCCUAAGCCCGUCUGUCCCAGGCGUCUUGAGCUGGUCUCCGUCAUUUGGUGCCGAAUCCCGGGAAUCUCGGACUCCAAUGACAAAGGCGUCGCUUCCUCCCACGAGCCGCGGUUGGAGCCCUCAGCCUUGUCUGGUGAAAAACUCUCUCAUGUAUGCAACCAUCUUUUGCAUUGUUUUAGCGUUAUGGGAACACUGAAAUCAUUAAAAACCGAUAACAGGCCAGCUUAUAUGAGCCAUCACCACGGUGGAUCCCUGAACGACUCAUUCGACAUGCUGAAAACCAAGAUGGGAAAACUGCGGAGGAAGAUGCAGAGACUGACACUAACCCAGACGUGGGAAAGAAAGAUGCAAGUGAGAAUACGACUCGUGGCCCUAAUCCUUAGUACCUUUUGGAUCCUACAUCAUGGCUGUAAAGCAGAAACAUAUUGGGCAUUUGUACCCAAUCCUCCUGUCAUUCAUCCAGUAACAUGGGAUGAACCCGUGGACAUUCCGGUUUACAACAAUCAAACAAUGUUUAUGGGGCAGUAUUCAGAUGGACACAUAAUAGAGUUCUCUGCACGUUUUAAUUAUUCUGGAAAGGUUGAUGGUAUGCCUAUAUGUUUUCAGAUAAAUCAAACACAAUCCCUGUGAGAGAAAGUGGUAGUGCAAAAUGAUUGGGAUACCAAUGUUUCAACAGGAAUUCAUUGGGCUCUGAAUUUUCUCUAUAUAGAUUUAGCUAAUGGGACAAGGGGUUCUGGAACGCCUCCCUUAAAUUUUCCUUUAUGUCAAAGCACAAUCACUCCAAAAACAGAAUUUGCACCUUUAUGGAGAGCAUGUCGAGCUAACGAAACGGUGUGCAUUGAUUCCACUAUCUGUGAUUGGAAUAUGAUAGGAAAUCAAGGGCGACCAAUUAAUUUGGUCUCAGGAAUUUGGACAAAAAACAAUCAUACGUUCUAUUCUAAUUUAUGGAAAGCAGUCGCAGCCAUGGAAAAAAUCAAAGCAAAAUGAUUAAACUUGACUUGGAUUCAAAUAAAUAAUAAAUGGGCAAUGACUGCAGAGAGUUAUACAACUGAGUUUUAUAUGCGAGCUUGUGUUCCAGAACCUUAUGCCUUUUUAAGCGGACCACUAAAUAUUGUGAAUAGCAUAGUGAGUUGUACCAAUUGUGUAAUCUCUAAUUGUCUUAAUAGUAGCAGUAGUUCCUUCUUGUUAGUGAAGCAACCCGAUUAUGUCUAUCUUCCUGUAAAUUUGACACAUUAUUGGUAUGCUGAUAAGGGAAUGGAAAUUCUCCAAGAAACUUCUUUGCAAUUAAUAGAGAGAUCUAAGCGAAUGGUCGGAUUAAUAAUAGCCGGAAUAGCUGCGCUCAUUGCUGCCAUAGCAGUAACUACAGUUGCUUCUAUUUCUUUAACAACUAGUAUUCAGACAGCAGCUUAUGUUAAUGAAUUAUCAAUUAAUGUAUCUAAAGCAUUACAAAAUCAAGCUACAUGGGAUGAAAAGAUUGAACUGCGUCUCAAUUCCUUAAAAGAUACAGUAGACAUCCUGGAAAGACAGUUACAAAUUAUAGCUACUCGUGAAUCUCUCUUGUGUCAUGCAGAAUACCGAGCUAUCUGUGUGACUCCUGUUGAAUACAAUAAUACUAAAUUCUCUUGGAACAAAAUACAAGAUCAUCUUCAAGGCAUAUGGAAUAAUGCGAACACAUCAUUAGAUCUUAGGGAAUUGAGACAGCACAUUCACGAUAUGAUACAAUCACACCAUAUAGAUCUUUCAGUAGCAACUCAAACUACUACAUUUAUAAGCGCUCUAAAAUCUGCAUUUCCGUCCUUCAAAUCAUUUAGAAAAGGAAUUUAUGGGCUGAUAGUCAUUGCCAUAAUAAUAAUCAUAGGAAUUCUUGCUUGUCCAUGCUUGAUGAAAAUAAUAACAAAUAGAUUCCAAAAUUUGCGUAUAAAUCUUAAAAAAUUGGAGAUGGAAAACACAAAAAAUAAACCACCACCACCUCUGGUCUAAUAAAAUAAAAAAGGGUGGAAUGAGGAAGACUGUUAAGCAAAACAGACCUGGCUGGCCUGAAAGGGUCAAACAGGGAACACGCAGCCCCUCCUGAAAGGGAAGGACUGCCAUGUGAAACAUGCGGCCCCUGCUGAAAGGGAAGGACUGCCAUGUGAAACUGGCAAGCAUAAGCUACAGCUUCUUCGUUCCGUGACCAAGAGCAGAACAUGUUCUGUGAAGACAACACUUCACAGUUCACUUUUGAUCACUGUACUGACCACAAUCCACAAAGAGCUAAUUAAGUAAUGAUGUAUUGCUGUCAGCUGCAUGAAUGUUGUCUGAUUUAAGUGUUGUAUACUUCUGUAGCUAAAAGAAUAUAAAAACCCUGUAACAACAAUAAACUUUGCUUCUUGCGCCA